GUUCUAACCCACACCCGCCCACAGUUUUAUAUUUUCUUCACAAAAACAAGACAAUCUUGUUUGGUCCGCUUUUGCUUUUCUGCCUCUCACAGAGCAUCCAUAUCUCUUCUCUCUGAAUCCCCUUUAUCCGAUCCCGACACAAUUACAAUCUCCCUUCCUUCUUCUUCCUCAUAAUUUCUCCUGCUGCCAAUAACACCUACAACCUUAUCAUUUUACCAACGAAUCACUCUUUUCGUGGACCCUUAUGAUUUUUUUGACAAAAACAUCGGUCUUUCAGAUCUGACUUCUCUCUACCAAUAAUCCACAUUGCACAAUAUCUUCUUCUCCUUUUCGUGUAUCACUGUCACCAUACGACACCCUUUUGCCUGGCCGGGUUUGAUUCAUCUCAAGUUUGUUUUUUGUUUCAACUGGGCUGGGAAAACAAUGGUGACGGUGAAUCUGGGAAUGCUUCAUUAUGUGUUGGACCACAUUUAUGGAGCAUUCAUGCACCGAACUAAGAUGAGCACCCCGUUCUUCUCGCGAGGGUGGGGUGGCACGAAACUUGAGAUGCUGGAGAGGAUGCUAAACCAGUUGUUCCCGGAAGUGGCGGGGCAGAAUUGGCCUCCGAGGUUGAUUGAACCGGUUUGGAGAACCAUUUGGGAGACGAAGAAUGCGAGUUUGAGAGAAGGGGUUUUCAGAACCCCUUGUGAUGACCAACUGCUAGGUGCAUUGCCUCCCGAGUCCCACACUGCAAGGGUUGCAUUCCUCAUGCCCAAGUCUGUCUCUCCCAACAGAAUGGCCUGUGUUGUUCAUCUUGCAGGAACCGGAGACCAUACAUUUGAGAGAAGAUUGCGUCUUGGUGGACCACUGAUGAAGGAAAACAUUGCAACCAUGGUACUUGAGAGUCCAUUUUAUGGUCAAAGACGGCCUGUGCUGCAGCGUGGUGCAAAACUUUUGUGUGUCAGUGACUUGCUUUUAUUAGGAAGAGCAACCAUUGAAGAGGCACGCAGUCUCUUACACUGGUUGGACUGUGAGGCAGGUUUUGGCAAGAUGGGUAUUUGUGGACUUAGCAUGGGAGGAGUACAUGCUGCCAUGGUUGGAUCACUUCACCCUACACCUGUUGCAACACUCCCUUUUCUGUCUCCACAUUCUGCUGUUGUGGCAUUCUGUGAGGGGAUUUUAAAGCAUGGUACUGCCUGGGAAGCACUGAGGGAGGAUCUUGCAACUCAGAAGGUUGCAAUGACUCUCGAGGAUGUUAGAGAACGAAUGAGAAAUGUUCUCUCUCUCACAGAUGUCACGCGUUUUCCAGUUCCCAAAAGUCCCAAUGCUGUAAUUUUUGUUGCUGCCACUGAUGAUGGAUACAUCCCCAAGCACUCAGUUCUGGAACUUCAGAAAGCUUGGCCAGGUUCUGAGGUGAGAUGGGUCACAGGUGGGCAUGUCUCAUCCUUCAUUCUCCACAACGAUGAGUUUCGAAGAGCCAUCAAAGAUGGUCUCGAUAGAUUACCAUGGAAAGAGUCUCAGUUGUGACAGGAUCGUUGCACAAGAAGAAAUUGCCUUUUACAUUGUUUAUCGAUACAUUGAUCCUCUCUUUUGGUUUUCACCUGAACUAAUAACAUGCAUAAUUGACCUCAGAUCUCCGUCCCCAAAUGAAGAGGGAAGGAGUUGUUGUAAAUAAUCAUCAAGAAAAAAAUGUACAUUGUAACAUUGAAGUUAAAAUGAUGGGGAGAGAAUUCUGUGAAAAAACUGAUACAAUUGUUGGAUAGGAUUUAACUGUUCUGAUCUCUGUUAAAAGUUUUCACUUGUGAUCCA
Vigna unguiculata (cowpea) is the source of this 1788-nucleotide messenger RNA. RefSeq names its product alpha/beta hydrolase family protein. The record is from RefSeq and is a predicted model, not a curated record. Lineage: Eukaryota; Viridiplantae; Streptophyta; Magnoliopsida; Fabales; Fabaceae.